CUGAUCCCAUUCUGAGUCAAUGUAAAGAGAAACAUGCGUCAUGCGAGUCUACAUGUGUAAUGUGGAUCUAUUCCUGCCGCAAUGAGCAUCGUCAACGGGGUAAGGCACAACAUACAGUAGAAUAGAGUAAUGUCACACAUUUUUUUGUGCAAGAAUCGUGGAGUCAUGUGAGUGCAAGAAUAAUAAUAGCUAAUUAAUUAACAGGCAGAUCUGUUUGCAUACCACUUCGCUGACACCCUGGGCGGUCACGUCGUCGUGCGAGAGGGGCAUCAACACUCUAGUGCUCUUCUCACGGCUCUAUCUUUGCUGAAAGUCGCUGCUGGGAAUGUAAGUUUUGCCCUACAGCCUCAGCGAUAUCGAUGGAUCUUCAGUUCAGCAAUGGGACUAACGGAAGUGAGAUGAGGCCGAAUGAGCAGCCAACGUUCAAGCCAGGCCCAGACCUAGACCCACAUGAUAAAACUUUCGGGGGAGUUUGGCAUGACAGCAUCUCAUUGGAAUCACCUCUAUUCUUGAUACUUGUUACUGCAGUAGUGAUCGCUGUGCUAGUUGUAUGUAUUUUAACACUGAGACAUUGGUGGCGAAAGACGAAGGCCGCUUUCAAGUACAAACCGCAGGCAAAGUCUUCGAAAGUCAAGGACGUCUCCAUUAACCUUCUUAAAGCGCGUGGGCGUGUUGGGGAAAGUCCCUGUUUGUUGUACCCAGUUACAGUGAAGCAACGAGAAGUAAAACAAGCGUUUUCCUAUGACUUUCUAGGAAAAAAGCUUGAUUCGUACUUUGGCACUUGUGAUACUUGGGUAUAUGCAUCUCCUAUCUAUGAUUGCAUGGAACAUGGGGCAGAAGGACUGUUUGAGCUGCAGUUUCGAAUGUGGGCAACAGGUACAAAGCUGUUAUUGUGUCACAAUCCGUUGUCCAACGUAGAUGAGCCGUGCUGGGAGUUUAUUGAAGAUGCUGAUUUUGUGAUUGAUGAAGAGAACAAGCUUUACAAAGUCACCGUGACUUCUUUGUGUCAGUAUUGCAUUGCUGCUUAUGGAGAGUUCAAGGAAGACCUUGUCAUUCUGCCGUUUGUGAGACGUGAUCCUAACGAUUGGAAAAUCAUAACAUGCAUGCUAUACUUUGCUAGAGAGCCUGCUUCAAUAAAGGAGCUUGUGGAUAAAAUUCGAGAGGUCAAUCGUCCUAUCAUUAGUGGUGAAGGUGCGGUGUUCUGUCCACCAAUUCAGAAAAUUACUGUAAUGAAUAGCAAACUCGUUGUGGAGUGCACAGUGCCAGUCAAUUGCCUCCACGUACACUUACCAUGGACUGAAAAGAUUCUAGAAGUGAUGCAGUUUAAAGAUCUCCAGGAACAUGUGACUGGGUGUCAUCUAGAAUUUGAAAUGACACUUGCGCAAGAGCCAAGACCAAAUGAACUGCCAAGAUUCCAAUUGUCCUUUUACAGCUGCAAUCAUAAGGAGACUCUUCUAGGACCAAUAAGAAUAAGUUGUCCACCUUGUUUGCCUCUCAACCAUUUAGAACCAAUAUCAGGCACACCUCUUUGCUAUGUUGUUGCCACUGUUUAUCAGUGUCAUCCAGGAAUGUUUGAAAAUCUGUGGAAAGAAAUUGCCCAAAGUCAUAUAUGGGGCCAUGUACCAUAUGACAUAGAAAUAAAGAUGAGAAAUCCACUUGGUGACAAGUUUGGGAUGCAAAUGCUGCAUUACUUGGCUCAUCUUCGUCGCAAUGUAACAGUUGAGAAAUUAGCUGCUGCUGUUAGUUACACAGAAUAUGGUUUUCUCAAGGAUGUCAUUAAGAAGGGAACCAUAGAAGCGGGAUAUUCAUUUGAUGAUAAACUGUACGAGGAACUACUUGAUGAAGAGAAACGAUUAGGUGGCUACCGGGCUCCUUCAAUGAGUGAAACAGCACAGAGUGGCAGCAGCAUUGGCCCUAUUCCCAGUUCACCUAAUCAGUCUAUAGCACAUGCAGCUAGUGAUUCUACAGAGUUCCAGAGACGUCAAACUCUUUUGCCAAGUCAUCCUGUGCCUAUAUUUCAACCUCUUUUAACAGAGAUGAGAAAUUGCCCCACUAGUCUUCCUACUGACAUCUUAUUGCCUACUAUGCCGGUUAAUCGUCAGUUUCAUUAUCAAGUAUCCUUUACCACAAGUGGGGAAGAUUUGAAUCGGUUUUAGUGAGUGAAAGCAUUACAGAUAAUGACAGAAUCGUGAUUAUGGCAGCUGCAUGCAUGUACUUGUAACUGAAUUAAAGUCUGUUCAUUGCUGAUGAAUAUAAAAGUGCAUUAGCAUUGCUAUCUAGUCAGUGUAGCAUUACAUGCUGUUAGUACGUUUAUUGAUUUGUUUUGAUCAGUGUAUAUCUAUUAUGAUCAGAUGGGCAAGUUUGUUGUAUUCAUGUUAUGACAAUGACGAGUAGAUAAAAGUUCUCUGAAUUUGAAACGGGGAAUGUAGGGACG
This is a messenger RNA of Corticium candelabrum, 2434 nucleotides long. RefSeq lists its product as uncharacterized. The record is from RefSeq and is a predicted model, not a curated record. The transcript has 6 exons. NCBI's taxonomy places the organism in Eukaryota, Metazoa, Porifera, Homoscleromorpha, Homosclerophorida, Plakinidae. Bases 360 to 2156 code for a protein of 598 amino acids.